UGUAGACAACAUGGCCGAUGUCAAACGUAACGUUCGCGUCGAGGAGAGAUUGAGGAUUAAAAUUGGUGAGGCCAAAAACCUACCCGGCCGCAACCAAAAUGCAGCCAAUCUGCGAGAUAUUUUCUGCGUCCUCUCGCUUGAUCAGGAGGAAAUCUUUAGAACUUCAACAAUUGAAAAAACUCUCAAUCCCUUCUUCGGAGAGGAGUUCCAGUUCAGUGUGCCACGCAGGUUCCGCUACCUCUCUGUCUACGUGUACGACAGGGACAAGACGGACAAGGUAGUAGGCAAGGUGGCAAUCAAGCGAGAGGAUCUACAGACCUACCACAACAAGGACCAUUGGUUCCCCAUCAGACCAGUCAACCCCAAUACUGAAGUGCAGGGCAAGGCUCACCUAGAGGUAAAGUUUGAGGAGACGGUAGACGCUGGGGUUGAGCGACUCAGUGUGCGGCUGAGUGAAUGUAGCGACCUGACGCUCAGUAACGGCUGCUGCGACCCGUUCGCAACCAUUGCUGUGCACUUCACCAACGGACGGAUGGAGACACGGCGGACCAAAGUGCGCAAGAAAACAAACUGUCCUGUGUUUGACGAGACACUCACAUUCGAGCUGAACACCAACGACCCACGUCACAGCAUGGCGGAGUGGGCAGAGCUGGUAGUGACGUUGUAUCAUGACGCUCCAGGCAACAAUGUGUUCCUGGGGGAGGUGAGGGUGGCCCUCUCUGGUCUCCAGGCACAGACCCAUGCGACCAAUAACGCUUGGUAUUUCCUACAACCACACAAGGGUGUCUCCUACCUAGACGAGGGUCUACAGAGCUCCCUCAGACUCAAGAUAUACUACACUGUUGACCAUGUGUUCCCCAGUCACAAGUACAACGACCUGCGCAGGAUGAUAUUGCAGAGUCAUACAGUGCAGCCUGUGACAUCCAGUGCAUGUUACCUGCUGGGUGAGAUCAUCCCUUGUAAGGUAGAUGCUGCCCAACCCCUGGUCAGGAUACUGCUUCAUCAUGGUCAGAUAGUCCCCAUCAUGCGAACACUGGCCAAGUGGGAGAUAUCCAAAGUGACGGAUGCCAACACGAUAUUCCGAGGUAACACGUUAGUAUCCAAGAUGAUGGACGAAGUGAUGAGGUUGGCAGGCCUGCAUUAUCUGCACGACACGUUGAGGCCUGCUCUGGACCAGGUGUUUGCGGAGAAGAAACCUUGUGAGAUCGACCCCACCAGAGUGAAGGAUCCGGCUGUCAUUCAGACAAACAUGGAGAAUCUCAAGGAGUACGUACAGAGGAUAUUCCAAGCCAUCACCAGCUCUGCUCUGCGAUGUCCGACCCUCAUGUGCCAGAUGUUUCACGACCUGCGCCAGUUGGCCACCUCACACUUUCCUGAUAACAAGGAAGUUAGGUAUUCCGUUGUGUCGGGUUUCAUCUUCCUCAGAUUCUUUGCCCCGGCCAUCCUCGGUCCUAGACUGUUUGAUCUGACCACGGAGCAAAUUGACAGCCAGACGAACAGAACGCUCACGUUGAUCUCCAAGACAAUACAGUCACUGUGUAAUCUUGUGUCUGCCCGUACACCGAGAUGCAAUGAGGAGUACAUGACUUGUAUGUACCAGACCUUCUACACUGACACACACAUCACUGCAGUACGACAGUUUUUGGAAAUAAUAUCUGCCACGUCUAACCCCACUCAAAGGAAUCUAGACUCCGCGGUGGUUCUUAAAGAAGGGAUGCUCACCAAGCGAGCACAAGGCAGGAAAAGGUUUGGUAGAAAAAACUUCAAAGCACGCUAUUUUAGGCUGACAACGCAAGAUCUCACAUACUCAAAGCAUAAAGGCAAAGAACCUCUGUGCAACAUACCUUUGUCAGACAUCCUGGCUGUCGAGAGGGUUCAGGAGGAGUCUUUUAAGAAAAACAAUAUGUUCCAAAUCGUACAACCCCAGAGAGUGUUGUAUUUACAGGCCAGUAACUGUGUGGAAGAGAAGGAGUGGGUCGAUGUUCUGGCCAAGAUCUGCCGUACCAAUGAGCACAGACUGGACAAAUAUCACCCUGGUGCAUACGUGUCCGGACAUUGGAUAUGUUGUAAAGCAGUGUCAGAGACGGCUGACGGAUGUACACAAGUGUCGUCAAGUCUAGACCUACAGAUGAAUGUUGACACCGAGACAGAACUGGCCCGUCUCCACUCGCUCAUCAUCACUCACAUGGACAGGCUGGAGAGAGUAAUGCAGGAUUGUGAAUGUCAGGCAGUCUACACUGGAGACAUCUGCUUUCUCCCUCGGUCAGUCAUAGAAGAUGUGCAGUCAUCCUUCAAGACUCUGACCGCGUUGAGAGAGGCAGCUAUCGUGUUGGAGCAGGAGCACCGUGCGUACCUACGAGCUCUGGCGCGGGAGACUAAAUACGGCAGCAAGCAAGCGCCCAUAGGAGAUGACAAUUACCUCUUAUUAGCUGGACGAAUGUCAUGUCUAGACAACUCUGGUUUGUCUAGUCUACGACGACCCCCACUGCCAUGGUGAGUAAU
Molecule: messenger RNA, 2502 nt
Organism: Macrosteles quadrilineatus (aster leafhopper)
Lineage: Eukaryota; Metazoa; Arthropoda; Insecta; Hemiptera; Cicadellidae
Gene: RasGAP1
Product: GTPase-activating protein
Exons: 18
Coding region: 11-2497 (828 amino acids)
Biological process (GO): intracellular signal transduction; regulation of GTPase activity
Source: RefSeq, a predicted model, not a curated record